Nerophis lumbriciformis (worm pipefish) is the source of this 3615-nucleotide messenger RNA. The record is from RefSeq and is a predicted model, not a curated record. Lineage: Eukaryota; Metazoa; Chordata; Actinopteri; Syngnathiformes; Syngnathidae.
AUGAUGAGGAGUGGGAGACCGGACCCACGAGGGAGUUGUGGAGGUGCCGCCAUGGACAAGAAGGAGGAAAUGCCCGCGUCGAAGGAGGACAAGCGUAAGAGAGAGAAGAAGCCCAAAUCCGUCAAGCUUUUCCGGAAGAAAUCACUCAAGUCCGUGGGGAGUUUAAUGAACAGAAUCAUGAAAACUCUUGGCACUUUCACCCACUUUGCAGACACGCAGGACGUGGAGGACGACGACGGGGGGUUUAAGAAUGGCGCACCUUGCACUCUCAGUGCCAGCUCAGGGAUCGUCAAAGAGGAUGUACAGGUGCCUCGGCUGGCCAAGAACCAUCCGCUUGGCAGGGACAAACUACUUUACCACUACGGAGACAAAAUGCCUGGCGUUCUGGGUUUGAAAAACCACGGGAACACGUGUUUCAUGAACGCCGUGGUCCAGUGUUUGAGCAACACCGACCUGCUGGCCGAAUACUUGGGACUGGAGAGGUACAAGUUGGACCUGAGUGACACAGCCAUCAACGGGUGUGCCAGGGCUGGGGAGACACACUUUGCGAACGGAGAGGUCACGGAGCAUUUGGCCUCGCUUGUUAGGGCUCUUUGGACUUUGGAAUAUACACCACAGCUGUCUGUGGACUUCAAGGCUAUCGUGUCAAAGUAUGGAUCACAAUUCCGUGGCAAUUCCCAACAUGAUGCCCUGGAGUUUCUUCUGUGGCUGCUGGAUCGCGUCCAUGAAGACAUCAAUCUGGCCUCACACAAUAAUAACAAUACAACCAAAGCUUGUGAUAAGGGUCCAGAUGAAGAGGAAAAUCUGCUACAUCCAGACCUGUCCCAUUCUCAACAGCUCACCCAACAUAGCUUUGUCCAGGAACAUUUUCAGGCACAGUACAAAUCUUCACUGACAUGCCCCCAUUGUUUGAAACAGAGCAACACAUUUGACCCUUUCCUUUGUAUCUCACUGCCAAUUCCUCUUCGACAGACCAGGCCAUUGUCUGUGACUCUGGUGUUCAGCACCAAAGGACAAAGGUAUCUGCGAGUCGGUCUCGCUGUGCCUCUGUUUGGCUCUGUCGCCUGCUUGAGGAGGAUGGUGGCUGAUGAGGGCAACAUUUCCCCAGAUCAGGUGAUCUUGACUGAGGUUUACUCCACUGGAUUCCAGCGCUCCUUCUUUGACGAAGACGAUCUGACCAGAAUAGCUGAAAAUGAUGUCAUCUAUGCCUUCCAGGCUCCGCCCCUCUACAUCAGAGGCGGCUCUGCACGAACAUCAGGAUACCAUCACAGUCUACCAUCUUCUACUUAUGCCACCGGUCCUGAGGGGAAAAGAUUACCUGCAUCUGGGGCGCUGUCUUCAGAAUUUCUCAACCAGGGCGUCCCUGUAAAGAUUUUGCUGUUGGUAUGCAACGCAGCAGGAGCAGGACAACAAACUGUGAGGUUUGGUCCUCCAUUCUUAAUGAGGGAGGACCGGUCCAUUUCCUGGGAUCAGCUCCAACAAAGCAUUCUGAGCAAGUUAUACUACCUGAUGAUCAAUGGGGCGCCGGCACAGAAUAACAGAGUGCUGUUUAACAUCCGGGUGGUUGGAGGAUCAUCAUUUUACAGCUACUUGUCACCACAGGACAGUCGGCCACUCUACCAUCCUGCUGUUGACAGAGCUCUGAAACUGUGCAGCCCAGGAGGACCGCCACAUGUGAAGCUCAUCAUUGAAUGGGAGUACAGAAUCAAAGACUGCCUAUUUGGUAACAUUCAGGAGGAGGUGGUGAAGGAUGCGGACAGUGUGAGGAAUCAGCAGCAGCAACAUGUCCAACAAUACAGUUGCACCUUAGAUGAGUGUUUUCAACUCUACACCAAAGAAGAGCAGCUUGCGCCUGACGAUGCCUGGAAGUGUCCACACUGUAAGCAGCUUCAGCAGGGCAUGGUGAAGAUGAGCUUGUGGACACUACCGGACAUCCUUAUCCUCCACCUGAAGCGUUUCCGACAAGUGGGCGAGCGGAGAAACAAGUUGACCACGUUCGUACAUUUCCCACUGGUGGACCUGGACAUGACGCCGCACGUGGUGAACCGCAACCACGGCAAUCAGUCUCCGCCACAAACUCAGCCAGGAUGGAAGCAGUCCAAGCGACCCGACCUGGCUCCCCUAGACUUCCUGUAUGAUCUGUAUGCUGUGUGCAAUCACCACGGUGGCAUGCACGGAGGGCAUUACACAGCCUUUUGUCGAAACUCUGUGGAUGGUCAGUGGUACAGCUAUGAUGACAGCAAUGCUGAGGCAGUUCCCGAGGGAGAUGUGUGCACACGGGGUGCAUAUAUCCUCUUCUAUCAAAGACGAAAGACCAUACCGCCGUGGUCUGCGAGCUCUUCAGUAACUGGCUCCACCAGCUCAACCACUUCCGACCACUGGCUCGUGCGACUCACAGGAAGUAGUGACAGAGGUGCCAUGGUGUCAGCAGCAUCCAUUUCUGAAACCCCAGGGCUCAUGCAUGCUUUGGAGUCUACUGAUCAGCCAGUGUUUGGAGAAGAACCCCGCAAAACAGCACACAUAAAUGGAUUUGAGUCCAAACCAUUUGUCCGUGGGACCCAGGCAAGGAGUGUCAGCAUGAGAUCGCCAACUAAGCUUAAGGAUCCUUUGAGCAAAGUCCUGCCUCUGAGGUGGUCAUUUGGAGCCAAGGACCGCAUGAAACAUUCCGUGGAGGCCCAGUCUGGGGAACUGGUAGAAUAUUUGGAGUCUGGCCGUCGUCCACGAUGUACCAAAGACCCCAUCGUAGAGCUGGUGGCCACUCCGCCGCAAAGGCAUGCCCAAGGAAGAGCCUUUGAGGGGGCGCAGGAGUGCAGCUCACCAAGCGGAAGCAGCCUUAGUUGCACAGAAACAUGCUAUUCUCCCAAAAUCCCAGAAGGACAAAGCAGGCCUGGUACGGACAGACACCUCAGCAACAACAUCAAAGGCAGGGAUGAUGGUUCCCUGAGGGUGAGGUCAACUCAUAAAAGAGCGAGACAGGAGCAAGGCAGGACUGUGGAUCUCCAACUCCAGAGAGUGGCCAUGUUAGGAACGCACCUUAGCCAUAGCGCACCGCCAAGCAGGGAUUCCACACUGAGAAAAAACAAAGUCCAUUUCAGUGGGGGCAGCAGAGCCCCGAAAGAAACAUUGCUUGCACAACCGGAAGGACAAAGGGGACGUGAGGAUCAGAGCCAAGAGAGCCUCGUGGCCUUUUUUAAACCUGCUUUCAUCAGGAAAGACAUUCCGAGAUCCCCGCUGAAAGAUCACGAAAGACGUGCCAACGGAUAUGGACAUUUGGGAAAGCUGUCAAGUGCCGAUUUUACCAAAUUGUCUCUCUCCAACGGAACGCUGACCUCGACGGCAAAAGACGAGCGAAAGGUCAACGUGCUCCCCUGCUGCAAGGUCCAGCUGUUAAACGGACAGGCCGCGUGCUACAACUGCGCUGAUAUCAAGCGCGCUCACAGCUCCGGCAACAUUCAGACAAAACUAGACGGGACGUUCCACAGAUGCGCCUCACUGCAUAGAAACGGUGACAUUACGGUCCCGCACCGUGUCCCACUCUCGGACAAGCCAAGCUUUGCCACCUUGCAGACGACACGAUUCAGUACCACCUCCCUGGGUAAGCAGCCAUGUUUGUAA